AUGAAAUUCGCUCUUCUUUUAAUUAGUUUAUGUUAUAUUCAAUGGAGUUUGGCAUCAGAUUCCUAUUUGAUUGUCUUACCCAAAUUAUUUAAAGUUGAUUCAACCAAUGAAAUAUCGAUCACAAUUGGCAAUGUACAACAACCAGCUGAAAUUAGUUUUGAAUUAAAAUAUAAAGGAUUUAGUCAACGAGCACAGGCAACGGUCAGACCAGGUGAAACGCAAAACGUUACUUUAACUUUACCAAAACAGUGCCCCGUUGGUGUUGCUGAAUUAAUUAUUCAAGGAACCGGCGGUGUUAAAUUUACCGAACGUCGUGAUGUUAUCACCUACGACGAUCGAUACGUUUUGUUGGUACAAACAACAUCGACAACAUAUCGUCCAAAUGAUACCGUCGAAAUUCGUGUUGUAGCCACAGACGAAAAUUUAAUUCCAGUCGAGAGCGGUGAAUUGUAUAUUGACAUCUAUGACAGCCGAAUGAGACGAGUCGCUGAUUUCAAACGUGUUCAGAUUCGAAAUGGUUUGAGCGAUGUUGUCCAAUAUCGUCUACCUGAACAAUCUCAAACUCUCACAUUAGGCAACUGGAUGGUAUCGGCAACAAUGGAAAAUGUCACAUCAUCUGUAGAAAUAUUAAUCAGUCGUCCAACACAAUCAGGCUUCGAUAUGAAAGUUCUCUUUCCACACUUUUUACUCCGUAGUGAAAAAUCGUUCCGUGGCUUCAUUGAAAUUGCUGAUGAUUGUGAUAAACCAAUAUUUGGACGUGCAACAGUCGCCAUUGGACAAAUAACAGAACAAGAUUUGAUUAGUGGUGAACCUACAGAUAGAGUUAUGGGUCAAGAUGAUUUCAAAGUACCAACAGGACUAAGAACAAAAGUCAUCGAUGUUAAUGGUCGUGUCCCAAUGGAUUUUGAUUUAAUGGAAACAUUCGGUGUUGAUUUAACCAGAUCUUUGGCUCUUACCGUUUACGUUAGUGUUACUGCACAACUUUUAGGUCAAGAACGUUUCAUCAAAUACAUCAUACCAAUCUUCAAUCGUGAUGUCAUCUAUGAUAUUCGUCCAUUAGAAUUUGUAGCUGGUGAAAAAAACGAAUAUGAAAUAAUAGCAAAACGUCCAGAUGGAAAACCAGCCAAAAUUGAAGAAAUGUUAGUUAAUGUCACAAUGCUUUUUGAGACCGAUGCACCAAAGACAAUCGAAAUCCGUGAACUAUAUGCACGUGACCGUACCGAUAUCGGAUUGUUUAAUUUUGAAAUACCAGCCAAUUGUAUUGGAGUCUAUUUGACGCUUACACCAAUGGGAGAAGAUGGAAAACACCGUGGAUACCGAACACAACGUGUAGCAUUAAUGCCACUUCCAGCACGUCGUGAAACUGGUGCAAAAUUAUCACUUGAGAUCGUUGCUGAUAAAACUGGUUUACGUCAUCGUUCAUCGUCAACAAUGGAACCCGUCACAACAAUGAUGCCAACAGUUGGAAGACCAGCCUAUUUCUACGUUCAAUUAUUACCAAUGAAAUCCAUGAAACGUUAUGAAACCUUUCCAUUGACCUAUGUUGUCUUGACAAAUGGAAAAAUUACAUCAACUGGCACAUUUAACAUUGAACCCACAAAAUAUUGUACAAUAGCACCACGUUCAAUUCAACCAGAACAAGAAGAUUCAUCAAAACCACUUCGAUGUGUUUUCAAUUCAACAUUAGAAAUCAUGAUGACACGUCAAAUGCUACCAUAUUCAACAUUGUUAGUGUAUGGUUUCAAUCCAGUCGUAGGUAUCAGUGUUGCAGAAUCCUAUCGUUUCUCUGUUGAUGGUCUAUUUCGCAACAAUUUGACAAUGAGUACAAGAGAAAGAGAAACAGGUACCGAUCAAUCAUCAACACCAAGAGACGACAUCCGACGCAGAGAACCAAGACUCGAUUUAGUAUUCAAUGGUUUAUCCGAAUCAACAGUUGGUGUCAACGUCAUCUCAUACGACGCCAUUGUACAAGGUUUACCCAAUGACAUCACAAAAGAACGUCUAUUACGUUACAUGAUUAGCUAUGAAUCUACCCCACUUGUCCAAGGUCUGCCAAUUAGUGGUCAAGAUACGUCAUCAAGUCCAGUAGUGAUGCCACGUGAAGUCAGUGGAGAAGCCAGACAACCAAGACCAUUAUCUGCUGAAGAAGAAAGACUAAGAAAACAUCAUCAAGAACAUAUCUUACGAGUAUUUCUUAGAAAGAUGGCAUUUGGCUUACGUUGUUUUGAUGUAUUGAAAAGUGUCGCUGGUGAUGAUGCAUAUAUAACAAGAAAUAUGGAACAUUUAUACGCUGAUAAAAAGUCUAAUUUAAGAGACGUUGUAAAAAGUAGAAAAUACGAUUACAACAAUAAACAAUACAGAGUUGGUGAAAAUGAAUGGAAUGUUCAAGUCGGUAUGCUUGCAUCCGCACAGUCGAUGCCACGAGAUUCAAAUGAAGAACACUCUGACGAACCUGAAAAUCAAAUGUUUGAAGGUGAACAUUUUCAAGCUGCAUACGGUACAAAAGAAUGGUAUCAAAGAAUGAGUCAACGUACCAGUAUGAUAUCGAGAGAAGCAUUCACACUCAUGCACUCUGGAUUAGCAUUUGUCACUGAUUUUUCAUCAUUAUUUCUUCCAAAAGAAAUGCAUCAUAUGGACUACAAUAUAAUCAGAAAUUACCGUGACCAAUAUUUAACAAAAGAACAAUGCCCACGUGAAGCAGCUCGAUUAAUGUUGGAAGAUUAUUUUAAAAAAGCCGAUUCAUCAUUAGUAAUCCCAUCAAAUAUUUUGGAUGAGCAUACCCGUGCAUCUUAUUAUCGUUCAAUCGUAUUCAAUCGUACCCAAUUGGAUCGUAAUGGACAAGGACGUUUAAGUUUACCAACAAUGAAACCAUACACAACAUGGUUAGCUACUGGUUUUUCAUUAAAUCCAACAUCUGGUCUUGCCAUUGCUGAACCAACACUAUUAAGAACACCCGAAGGUUUAUACAUAAUUGCUGAAACACCAAGAGAUAUCCAAGUUGGCGAACGUUGUACACUCACCUAUGCAAUCUGUAAUCAUUUCAAGAAGAAUUUGGACAGUGUUGUUUUACGUAUUAGAUCAUCACCUGAUUUCGAUCUCAUGGAACAA
This is a messenger RNA of Didymodactylos carnosus, 3108 nucleotides long. The record is from the annotation of a GenBank genome assembly. Lineage: Eukaryota; Metazoa; Rotifera; Eurotatoria; Philodinida; Philodinidae.